UUUUAUCCCCAACACGGUAUCUUUUUUGGUAAGGGGACCCCCCCCCCCCCUUCCCUGGACAAGAGCAGCAAAAACCGUCAGUGCCGCGCUCAUCUGAUGUAACAACCCAUCAUCGCGUUUCAACGCUGCCGAUAGAUAGACGCUUCCCCAAUGGCCUAGACCGGUUCAACGGCCAAAAGAGAUGGUAGGAGAGUUCGCGAGGGUUUCCAACACCCGGCCGGAGCUGGAUCGGAGCGGCGCGGCAUCCACGGGGGCUCGACACCUGGCGUCUUCGACGUUGAGGGGUGUGUGUGUGUGUAUGUGUGUGUACGCGUAUGUCUGCGUGCCAUACCCAGCCAUCGCACACCAUGUACCCGGUUCUGCGAGACUUGAACAUCGCCAUGUCGUCAUUUCAACUGUGGGUUUUCUCUACUUUUUUUUCUUUUUCUUUUCUUAUCUCCCGCUGAGAUUACAGGUGGGUGCAUCAUAGUGUUUGACGUUGAAACUUUCCAGGACCCAAGGCAAGGGGACAAACUCAAGGGGUUCGACCAAGGAAGCGGGACGGGGCCCCGGGACGAA
This is a messenger RNA of Colletotrichum navitas, 558 nucleotides long. RefSeq lists its product as uncharacterized. The record is from RefSeq and is a predicted model, not a curated record. The coding region runs from base 182 to 469 and encodes 95 amino acids. The transcript has a single exon. Lineage: Eukaryota; Fungi; Ascomycota; Sordariomycetes; Glomerellales; Glomerellaceae.